CCACCAUUCUCUGGGACUUCUCGGUUCCUCCCAUGACCAUCCCUCAUGCUCUUCUAGAUGGCCCUUGGGAGUGUCCGAUCGAGUCCAUGAAACCAUUCAGGUUGCAGCGACAUAACGACGUUCGUCCUUAAGUUCUGUAGUUCGUUCUAGGACAUAGUAGAUUCCUCCGUGUAGAUCAUUUGGCAGGCACUAGUUAUGGCAUUCUAGGCUCGUUGUUUCGGUCUCCAUAAAGCUGUGCUUUGCAACGGUGGCUGUAGUUAACCGAUGGCGUUGAAAGGGGUUGUUGAUCAGCUGACGGUUGCCAGGGAGCACGCCACGCUCGGAAACUACGACAGCGCGCUGAUAUAUUACGAUGGGGUCAUUUCGCAAAUAAACAAGCACCUGCAGACGGUGGACGAUCCGUACACGCGGUCCAACUGGGUGUCGUGCAAGCAGCAGGUGCAGGAGGAGUUGGACCUCACCAAGGCCCUCGACUACGAGCGCCAGGUCUUCAAGGAGCCGGCGGGCUCCGCCGCCUUCGCCUGCAACCCCCGAUACACCAACGGCCACUCGCCCGUCCCUUCUGCCAGGCACCACGACGACGCCUUCGCCUCGCCGUUCGAGCCGCAGGAUCCCGACGUGUGGAGGCCGGCGCCCAACAGAGACCUCACUUCCCCCACAAAUAACCGCCGUGCGUCCGCUGUCAGCCGCGUAGGCGGAAGAGCAGGCGGCGGGUUUGACAGCGGUAGCAGGCACAGCAGUCGAGGAACCUCUCCGGGGUCGUUUGGUCGGUCGCCUGGAGCACAGGGCGUUGGCAGUGGGAGUAAAGCGGCGCCUGGCGGGAUAGCUGGGGCGCGCUCGCGCAUAGGAGGCGCAGGGGCUCGCAACAGCCUGGGCUCGGAUGCGCAAGCGUCGAAGCGAGCAGGCGCGGAGAGGGCGGCGGAGAGAGGGGGAGACGCGCGGGGCAGACGAGUGUCCGUGGGUGCCGUGAUCAACAGCGCUGUUGGCAAGCCCAGGGAUCCCAAAGGCCCGCCCAGCGACCCACCAUCGGAGGAGGAGGGCAAGGAGUCGAUCCCGCGCAAGCCACGGUUCGAGGGCUCUGACCCCGAGCUGGUGGCGAUGCUGGAGCGGGACGUGCUGGAGUCAUCGCCUGGCGUGCGCUGGACGGACAUCGCAGGCCUCAGUGAGGCCAAGCGCCUGCUGGAGGAGGCUGUCGUGUUGCCCCUGCUCAUGCCCGACUACUUCCAGGGCAUCCGGCGGCCGUGGAAGGGCGUGCUGAUGUUUGGGCCGCCCGGCACCGGCAAGACGCUGCUGGCCAAGGCAGUGGCAACGGAGUGCGGCACCACCUUCUUCAACGUCUCCUCCGCCACGCUCGCCUCCAAGUGGCGCGGCGAGAGCGAGCGCAUGGUGCGCUGCCUCUUCGAGAUGGCCCGCGCCUACGCGCCCUCCACUGUGUUCAUUGACGAGAUCGACUCGCUGUGCACGUCAAGAGGUGCGGCGGGCGAGCACGAGUCGUCGCGGCGGGUGAAGUCGGAGCUGCUGGUGCAGAUUGAUGGCAUGAACAACGCCGCGUCGCCUGAUGGCGAGCGCAAGAUUGUCAUGGUGCUCGCCGCCACCAACUUCCCCUGGGACCUGGACGAGGCCCUGCGCCGUCGGUUGGAGAAGCGCAUCUACAUCCCUCUGCCACCGCACGACAGUCGAGCUGCCCUUAUGAACAUCAACCUGCGCUCCCUUGAGCUGGCUACUGAUGUGGAUGUUGAUGAGCUGGCGAAGCGCACUGAUGGCUACAGUGGGGAUGACAUCACCAACAUCUGCAGGGACGCGUCUAUGAAUGGCAUGAGGCGGAAGAUAGCAGGGAAGACACCUGAGGAGAUUCGGAGCAUGACACGGGACGACAUGAACGAGCCCGUGACCAUGGCUGACUUUGAGGUCGCUCUCAGGAAAAUCCAGCCCAGCGUUGCCUCAGGAGACAUUGAGCGGCAUGAGCGCUGGCAUGCAGAGUUCGGCUCGUACUGAGUACUGAUUUGAAGACGAUGGGGUAGGGCGGUCGAGCAUAUUGGAUUGUUGUGUAUAUUCUCCAUGGGAUUCAUGAGCAAGUGGGGGUGCUUAGAAGUUAAUGUGCAGCCUUAACUUGAACAUUGCGGUCGUUUUCCAUAGUGUGUAUGAUGCAAAAAGUAAAAUUAAAUCCCUUAU
Molecule: messenger RNA, 2172 nt
Organism: Closterium sp. NIES-67
Lineage: Eukaryota; Viridiplantae; Streptophyta; Zygnematophyceae; Desmidiales; Closteriaceae
Source: the annotation of a GenBank genome assembly